Messenger RNA from Carassius carassius (crucian carp), 2142 nucleotides. RefSeq names its product tsukushi-like. The transcript has 2 exons. Lineage: Eukaryota; Metazoa; Chordata; Actinopteri; Cypriniformes; Cyprinidae. Gene Ontology annotation, molecular function: protein binding. The coding region runs from base 205 to 1302 and encodes 365 amino acids. The record is from RefSeq and is a predicted model, not a curated record. Gene Ontology annotation, cellular component: extracellular matrix.
UGUGGGCGCGGAUUAUCUUCAGUGAGUGAAACUCUAGACGAGAAUGUGCUGCUUGCGGUGGCGUUUUAUCGCUUCAUCUUCUGUAGCCAGUGUGUAACCGAAAGAUCGACGGAGUCACAACCAAGACAAAUACCGCAGACGUGCUCAUUGCCUCACUACAAAAAGCACAGGAUAUGACAAUCCCUAAAACAGAAGUAUUUUCCGAUGCUGGCCUGGAAAAGUAAAAGCUCUCCGACAGACGAGUCGCGGCACAUGCUCACUAUGGCCACAUUGUGUCUCUUCUUCUCUUUGCUUGGCCUGGCUGUCACGGGAGCCGUGAAGAACUGCCAUCCACAGUGUCGGUGUGAAGUGGAGAGCUUUGGCCUCUUCGACAGUUUCAGCCUUACUAAAGUGGACUGCAGUGGAAUCGGCCCUGUGAACGCUCCUGUCCCCAUCCCUCUGGACACGUCCCAUCUCGACCUCUCCUUAAACUCCAUCACCUUCAUCAGCGACUCGAUGCUCUCCGGACCGGGUUACACCACCUUGGUUAGUCUGGACCUGAGCGGCAAUCUCAUUUCACACGCCAGUCCCAAAGCGUUCUCCAAACUUCGCUACCUUGAGACGUUGGACCUGAGCAACAACGCUCUUGAGGAUCUCGGCGACAGCUGCUUCACAGGACUCCCUCUGGUUGAGCUGGACCUGAGUGAAAACAGAUUCAAAGAGUUCAAUCUUGAUCUCUUCACACCCAGAGCACAGGAUGUACCAAUCAUGGUGGACCUGUCACGAAACCUUCUUACAUCCAUUUCCAGGAAGACCCUUGGCCAUCCAUUGAACAUCAAGAGUCUUAUGCUGGCAGGGAACCAACUGAAGAAGGUGCCGAUGCUUAACGGGAUCCCACUUCAGUAUCUGAACCUGGACGGGAAUCUCAUCUUCACCAUUGAUGCAGGUGCCUUUGAUUCGAUGACAGAACUGGUUCACCUGUCUCUCAGCAGCCUGUCUGACCUGACCCUCAUUCAACCAGAUGCUUUUAGAGGUUUGAAGAACCUUCAGGUCUUAGACUUGUCAAACAACAGCCGGCUCAAGACGUUGAGUCCGGAUGUUUUUAGUGGCCUCGUUUCUUUACAAGAGCUCAAUUUGUCCAAUACUCCUGUCACACCGUUAUCAAGGACCGUCUUUACACAGUUGCCAAGCAUAAAGAGCAUAGCUUUAGGUCCAAACGUGCAUUGCUGGAAGACACACAAGCAAGGACAGUUUCACAGACAGAUUGGACAAGCCAAACCUAAUGACAUACUUACCUGUGAUAACGCAGGAAUGAUCUUAUGAGCCUGAAGUUCCAGGAAAGACUCUUUUUCUUAUCUCUGUGCCUUGUUAGUAUCUCAUAAGAUCUUUUUUUAUUUGUAAUUCGAGAUUGCAUCAUAUUUGCACAUACUAUGCCAACAUUUAAGUACGCACAGUACACACAGUACUCAUGCACUUUAGUUACCACAUUUUUGUUCUUCUACUUAAUAUGUAACCUGAAAUUUGCAGUGUGAUGUCAGCUCUGAUGUUUUUUUUUUUUUGUUAAACACUAACAGUCUUAAAUGUUUGAAACAAAGGCUUUGUACAAACACAACAGUGUUGCAGGUCAAUUUACAGUAUAAGCCGUGGUGCCUUACAUUGUAAUUCAUUUAGUAGUAAGUAUUUUGGAAUGAUAUGUUUCUAAUGUUUGGAUGCCUCCUUAUAAUCAAUUUAAAUCACUGUGGACAAUAAAAUUUGGUUCGUUUAAUUUAGUGGGUUUAGUUGGUUUAAAAUGGGGCAUCUUUGAUAGCACAAAGGAUAAAAUACAAUAUUUGGAAUUUAAGAAUUUUUAUGUAACUUAUUAAUUUGUCAGUGAAAAGUUUUCCCAAUACUGAACCUAAAUAUGAUUUACAAAGUACAAAAUAUUACAAAAUCACUCAGACUGAUACUUGACUGAAAUGUAACAUUAAGUUAACAUCUCUUUAUAAUUCCUAAAUCGUCAUUUUACAGACGUUUACUUGAUAUGAAAUUUUGCACUUUUUAAUGAGAUUUGUAUGGGUUUAAAAAAAAUAAAUGCACGAUGAUUGUUCAUCAUGUGAGCUGAGGUAUGUUUAAUGUUUGUACAAAAUUAUACUUCUAAUAAAAGAUAAUCAACUUUACACAUAA